This is a messenger RNA of Pocillopora verrucosa, 7124 nucleotides long. Its product is annotated as voltage-dependent calcium channel type A subunit alpha-1. NCBI's taxonomy places the organism in Eukaryota, Metazoa, Cnidaria, Anthozoa, Scleractinia, Pocilloporidae. Gene Ontology annotation, molecular function: calcium ion binding; high voltage-gated calcium channel activity. The record is from RefSeq and is a predicted model, not a curated record. Gene Ontology annotation, cellular component: voltage-gated calcium channel complex; membrane. Gene Ontology annotation, biological process: calcium ion import across plasma membrane.
AAGGAAACCCAAAAGCCCGUGUAUGAUUGAGUCGCUUCAAGGCGGCUAGUAAUUCAAUGGCUAGGAACGAUUUUUCGUGUCGCGCGAGCGCAUCAAAACAGUCAUGAAUGACGCUUGAAAACAGCCUAAAUCAAGAAAAAUGGCAGAUAAUCGAAGGCCGUCCUCAGUGCCGUCAGAGGACUUCUACAAAACGCGUAUGGCCAACUCGGCGAACGCUUCGCGUAAGUCUUCGAUGCAAGCUGGUACUGAAGCGACGAAUAUCGUAUGUGCAAACCGAUCACUCUUUAUCUUCUCAAAGGACAAUAUCAUUCGAAAAGUUUGCCGCACGAUCGUCGAGAGCAAACCUUUUGAAUAUUUCAUUUUAUUGACCAUCUUUGUCAAUUGCAUCCUCCUCGCCGCUAACACUCCACUGCCGAAGGAAGACAAGUCCGAUCUUGACAGAAAACUAGAACAAGCCGAAAUAUAUUUAUUGGCAAUAUUUUGCCUAGAAGCUCUAUUAAAAGUUAUAGCUCUUGGGUUUAUAUUACACACUGACUCGUAUCUACGGAACGGAUGGAAUAUCUUGGAUUUUGUCGUCGUUGUAACAGGCCUUUUGAGCUUGCCACAACUAAGAGUCUUCGAAGCUGGAAUGCUGAAGGCCCUGAGAGCUGCCAGAGUGCUGCGGCCACUGAAACUUGUAUCAGGCAUUCCAAGCCUUCAAGUAGUUAUGAAGUCCAUCAUGUGUGCAAUGGCACCACUUCUGCAAAUUUGUUUACUCGUAGGAUUUGUAAUCGUAAUUUAUGCAAUCAUAGGAUUAGAAUUUCUUGUUGGAAAAUUUCACUAUGUGUGCCAUAAAAAUGUUUCAGGUGUCUGGCAGAUCGAUAAUGCUGAUGACCCACAAAUUUGUGAUGUAGAUGGCAAGGGAGUAAUUUGUCCUGAUUCUCAAAAGUGUCAAGAAUACUGGGAAGGACCAAAUAAUGGAAUCACGUCAUUUGACAACAUAUUUGCUGGAUGUCUAACAGUGUUUCAAGUAAUUACCAAUGAGGGUUGGACAGAUGUAAUGUAUUGGACAUUCUAUGCCUAUGAUAGACAUGGUUACGCAUUUUGGAUAUAUUAUUAUUCCCUUGUUAUAAUAGGAUCUUUUUUUAUGCUCAACUUGGUUCUUGGUGUUCUUAGCGGUGAAUUUGCUAAAGAGAGAGAAAGAGUUGAAAAUCGUAGGGCUUUUCUCAAAGUGCGUAGAACACAAAAGAUGGAGAGGCAUCUGCAUGGUUAUAUAGAUUGGAUUAGUAAAGCAGAGGAUCUAAUGUUAGAGGAAGAAGAGGAAGAAGAUGGAAAUGUAGACUUGUCAAGAAGAAGAAAUCUUGAUAGAGUGGAGGAUGGAGAUGUAGCAAUGACUUCUGUUGUGCUUACAGGACAGUCAGGAAGAAGGCACAGAUUGAACACAGGAAAAAAGAAAAGUUUAUGGCAGAGAUUUCUCAGGAAAAACAAACGGUGGAAAAUCCGUGUUAGACAAGUGGUUAAACAUCAGGCUUUCUACUGGACUGUACUUAUAUGUGUUUUCCUCAACACAGUAAUCACUGCAUUACAACAUUACGAUCAACCUAAGUGGCUUACAAAGUUUCAAGAUGUAGCAGAGAUUGUGUUCAUCACUUUCUUCUUCUUUGAGAUGAUGCUGAAGCUUUACGGUCUUGGUCCUCAGCUGUACUUCAAAUCUCAGUUCAACACAUUUGAUUGUGUGGUUGUGUGCUGUGGUAUUAUUGAACUAAUUAUUUCAAAAGCAGAAGGAACAAGCUUGGGUAUAUCUGUACUUCGACUCUUGAGGCUUUUAAGACUUUUUAAAUUUACCAGGUAUUGGUCCUCUUUGCGCAACUUGGUGACAUCCCUGUUAAGCAGUGUCCGAUCCAUCCUCAGUUUGCUGUUCCUUCUCUUCCUGUUCAUUGUAAUUUUUGCUUUACUGGGAAUGCAGAUCUUUGGUGCAGGCUUCAGGGAUCUUCCUGGAAGAGAUGCUAAUCCUAGAACGAAUUUUGACAAUUUCUGGAAUGCUGCAUUAGCUGUUUUUCAGAUCUUAACUGGGGAAGACUGGAAUGCCGUAAUGUAUGAUGGCGUCUUGUCACAAGGAUACCCUGAAAAACCUCUUGCUCUGGCUUCGGCGUUGUAUUUUGUUUUACUCGUUGUACUUGGAAAUUAUACUCUUCUUAAUGUAUUCUUGGCCAUCGCUGUGGACAACUUGGCAAAUGCUCAGCAACUGAGUCAGGACGAGGAAGCAGAAGAAACUGCAAGAGAAGAAAGGAAAAAAGAAAUAGUUGAUCAGUACCGAGAUUAUGGCUCUCCCGGGCCGAGCCCAGGACGCAAUGGAGAUGCGAGAAGGGGUUUUGAUGAAGCUGGACCUACUGAAGAUGAAUUCGAGUCAGAAGCUGAUGAUGGCCGACCAUCAUUUCUGAGCAAUCUUAGAAACCCUGGCAGAAUGGUUCCCCAACAAAAGCCAGGAGAUACUGUACCGAUCAUAAACACUUGGUCCUUAUUUCUCUUCCCACCUGGAAAUCCGGUACGGAAAGCAUGUCACUGGCUGGUGAAUUUAAGACAUUUUGACAACUUCAUCCUGGUCAUCAUCCUCAUCAGUAGCGUCUUAUUGGCUCUUGAAGAUCCAGUUUACGAGAAUUCCAAACGAAACCAGGUGCUGACGUAUUUUGACUAUGUAUUUACCACAAUAUUUGCAAUGGAGGUGAUUGUCAAGCUGAUUGACUACGGAGCAAUUCUUCAUCCUGGCUCGUACUUCAGAGAUGCCUGGAAUUGUAUCGAUGCCCUGGUAGUAUCCUGUGCCAUAGCAUCGCUUGUGAUGAGCAAUCAGGAUCAAUCCACUAUAAACCCACAGUCUAAGAAGACAGUGAAGGUUUUGCGAGUUCUCAGGGUUCUUCGGCCUCUCAAAGCGAUAAACAAAGCCAAGAAAUUGAAGGCCGUCUUCCAGUGUAUGGUGUACUCGCUGAAAAACGUUCUCAACAUUUUAAUCAUCACUUUAUUGUUUCUGUUCAUCUUCUCUGUUAUUGGAGUUCAGCUUUUUCAGGGAAAAUUUUUCACGUGUGAUGAUCCCUCGAAGAUGACUGAAGAGGAGUGCCAAGGAAAAUACUUAAGUUACCCCGAUUUGACAGACAUGUCCAACGUUGAGGUCAAAGAUCGAACAUGGGAGUUACAAGAUUACAAUUUUGACAAUGUAAUCAAUGCAAUGUUAGCGCUGUUUACGUCAUCUACAGGAGAGGGCUGGCCAGCACUCAUGCAGGCCUCUAUCGAUACAACAGAAGUCGAUCGUGGACCGAUCGUGGAUAACAAUGUUCAGAUUUUGCUCUUCUAUAUUUUCUUUGUGGUGGUUUUUUCGUUUUUCUUCUUAAACAUUUUCGUGGCUCUUAUCAUCCUCACUUUUCAAGAACAAGGCGAAAAGGAUCAGGGAGAAUGUGAACUGGACCGGAAUCAGAGAGACUGUCUUCAUUUCGCUAUUGUGGCCAAACCUUCCGAGAGAUUCAUGCCGGAAGAUCCUAACACGUGGCAGUACCGCAUAUGGACGAUCGUGGAUUCUAGACCGUUUGAGUAUUUUAUCAUGUUACUCAUUGCUCUCAAUACGCUCAUCCUAACUAUGAAGUUUCAUAAUGAGCCUCAAGAGUAUCGAUACGUUCUAAACACGUUCAACACAGUCUUUACCUUCAUGUUUACUGGAGAGGCUAUCUUGAAAUUGUUUGCCUUCCGAACGAAUUACUUCCGAGACAACUGGAACGUUUUUGACUUCAUCAUCGUCUUGGGCAGUUUGUUGGACUUUGCUCUGUCGCGAAUCCAGUCUGAUGAGAACCAGAUGCCUUUCGAUCCCAGUCUCUUCCGUCUCUUCAGGGCGGCUAGGUUGAUCAAGCUGUUAAGACAAGGUUACACAAUCAGAAUAUUGUUGUGGACCUUUCUUCAAUCAUUCAAGGCCUUACCUUACGUUGGCAUGCUUAUUGGUCUUCUGUUCUUCAUCUAUGCGGUCAUCGGCAUGCAGAUGUUUGGCCAAAUCAGCAUUGAGAAUGACGAUCGUGGUGGUAUGUGGGGAGAGAUUAACUCCAAUAAUAACUUCCAGUCAUUCCCAGCAGCCCUUCAAGUACUCUUCAGGUCCGCAACAGGUGAAAACUGGCACGUCAUCAUGAAGGCUUGUACAAGUGAUGCAGACUGUCAACUGACCGACAAGAAAUGUGGCAGCCCGUUCGCGUAUUUGUACUUCAUCUCCUUUAUUUUCUUUUGUUCUUUUCUGCUUUUGAAUCUCUUCGUGGCUGUCAUCAUGGACAAUUUCGAGUACUUGACACGUGAUGAAUCUAUUCUUGGUCCACACCACCUGGACGAGUUUGUCCGCGUGUGGUCUGAGUUCGACCCAGGAGCCACAGGCCGCAUCAAACACACAGAAGUAUGUCAGUUGUUACGACAAAUGUCUCCUCCAGUCGGAAUCGGGAAGAAGUGUCCUAAGAUAGUUGCUUACAAACGCCUGAUCAAAAUGAACAUGCCGCUGCAUUCUGACAACACGGUCACCUUUACUGCUACCCUGUUUUCCCUAGUGCGAACGUCCCUCAAAAUUAUGACAGAGAAAAAUAAUCUAAAGGAGAACGAUAAGGAAUUGCGAGCCAUGUUGAAACGUGUUUGGCCCAAACUUACUAAGAAGACACUGGACAGAGUGGUGCCCAAACCUCCAAGUCUCAUCAACAAUGCGAAUCAAGUGAACCAGCAGCCACAGAUGACAGUGGGUAAGAUCUACUGCGCCAAACUCAUAUACGAAAACUAUAAGUUCAUGAGACGGAAAGGACAAGCUCAAUCAAGGGAUUCUGACCAGGGAACUGUUCUCAGUCGAUUUGUCGGAGGACCAAUGUUCCAGAAAUUCCGACGAGAUAACGACCCCGAGCUAGGAGAGGGAGUUCCGAUGAACGACAUAGCUAUUAGCUUAGCUGAUGGACCAUAUCACUCGGGUUCGGCACAAGCUUUGUACCAUCCCAAUCAUCAGCCUAAUGAUAGCCCUUCCCGCCGUUACCGUCAAAACACUCCAAUUGCUCACCGAUCUACGACUUCGUUGAACGAAGGACGCGGUCCGGGUGUAACGACGGCUUUAGUCGGCCCCCACCGUCGACAAUUGCCUCAGACUCCCGGCUCUCGAAAUGGCUCGCAGCUCUCCUUGACUGGCAAGGCACCAGCGUUGCCAGAAAACCGGGGCGACAGUGUACUGGAAAAUGGCUAUCAUCCCAAUAUGAACCAGCACAUUGCCAUGGCGAUACGAAGUGGGCAAAGUCCUUAUGCAAUUUACGGUUUAGAAGAAAUAGGUGACGAAGACGACUGGUGCUAGCAGUUAAAAUCACGUGUGAACCACGUGCUAAUAAUUUGAAGGACAUAAACUACCUCCAUUAAUUUCUGUGGCUUGGAACAUUCACAUGCUGGUGUUUUGUGCUGGUCGCAUGAUUUUCACGUGAUCAUUUUGGUACUUCGAGCUUACUUUUGAAGUUUAAAACAUUCAACGUGGCUAGAAAUUUAUUCAGAGUAAAAAACAGAAGGAGAAGACACCUCCUUUCCGUCAGCCUUACUUCAGAGGGAAGGAAAAAUUAUUGGUGCCUUUUUAAUAACCAAGUUUUGUAAGCCUCACUGUGCCGAGAUGUAUCAGACUUCAGCCAAGAAGUGGAGGAAAAUAUACACUCUUUGUUGAAGCCAAUUUAAAAUAUAACAGGGAGAUAUGGAACUCCAGACAGAAUAAUUAAGUGUAGGUACUCCACUACACAAAAACCACGCAAAUUUGUUUGCUUUUGAUAACAAAUUUUGCAGCUUUUCUUGAAUUUUUUGUUGUUGUUUACCUAUUUAUUCGAUAAUGGUGACAGUUCAGAUGCAUUAAGGCGUAAUGAACAGGCCAAAGUAUAUCUUGAUUUGCAGAAAAAGCGAUAGAUUACUGAAUGUUAGCAUAACAAGUGAAGCCCGCUAAAAAAGAAGGCGUUUCCCUCGAUAUUUUCCGAUACAGUUAACACUCCCUUGAGUGUUAUCUAAUAUUUUCAGGUAGACAAGGGCUUUUAACCUGUUUAAACUUAUUCUCAACCGCUGAUGAGUUUGUUUUGAAACAGUUGCAAUUUGAGCCUCGGUCGUGUUAUUCUUGCGCACUUUGAAAGACGCCGUUGAACGCAUAAGGUGGUUUGUAAACGUGGCUACGCUGAGACCAAACUGAUUGACAACAGAAACAGUAAAAGGCUCCAAAGAAAAACAACGCAAGCUUUAUGGAGCACGGAUACACUCACAAAGUAACGCGACUCGCUGAUUGGUCAAAAGGAAGAAACUUGUUUACUCUGAUUGGUGGUCAGUCGGUGCCCAUCAGAGGGCUCAGAAUUCGAGACUUAGAAAACAGAGUCAGGUGACACGGUCAGCCAAAAAUUGGCUCAAUUUUGAAUUAGGAAUGUGUCUGUGAAGUUUGUAAGUGGUAGCGAUGUACAAAGAGAAACGAGAAUCGUUUUAGCGGCUGUUUUCCCGCACUUUAUUGGUACAUAUAAAUCGAAUGGAAUUUUCAACACUUGUUGAAAACAGAAUUGGAGGAUACAGGUCUUUUCGCGCUUUGAAGCACAAUUUUAGUUCAGGAAUAUCGCUACAGAAUCUUCCCACUAAUAGCGAAAGUUGUCAUUUACCUUUCUGAUGUAGCUAUAAAGUUAAAAAAUAACAAUAAUAAAUCAAAAAUGAAUUGAAAGUAACGAAUCAUCGCUUUUGGCAAAGUUUUCAGUACGCUAGCGAUUUGUUUCUUGCAUUGCUGUUGGCAUUUUUUGAGUUAGAGUUCUUUUUAUAAUGAGUUAUUCCACUUUUAGAGAAAUAAAUCACACAGAGCCGUGACGAAUAUUAAUUUUUUAACUGUUAUUGUCAUUAUUAUAAUUACCUUUGAUAGAAGAAAUUACUCGUCAUAAUAUAUUAAAAAUCAGUCAUAGAAGAUUCUUAUUCUGUACUCAGUGCAGUUUAUUUAUAAUAAUAUUAUUGUAAAAAUGACUUAUUUAUGGCUACAUUGCUUUUGAAGCACACACUUCAUAGUUUCAAAUAAUGUUCUUAUUGUACAUAAAGCAAAUAUGUAAUGAUUCUUUCAGACACGAGUAAAUUCAGAUUUGUUUUGGAGAAAGAAUAAAUUGCUACAU